Molecule: messenger RNA, 3880 nt
Organism: Python bivittatus (Burmese python)
Lineage: Eukaryota; Metazoa; Chordata; Lepidosauria; Squamata; Pythonidae
Gene: HOMEZ
Product: homeobox and leucine zipper encoding
Biological process (GO): regulation of transcription by RNA polymerase II
Cellular component (GO): nucleus
Molecular function (GO): DNA-binding transcription factor activity, RNA polymerase II-specific; DNA binding
Source: RefSeq, a predicted model, not a curated record
GCCAGUUUCCCUUGGCGUGAGGAACUCCGCCUUCUGUUUCCCAGCGUGCCUUGCAGGGAAUAGGAAAGAGAAAGAAGGAAGGAAAGUCCUGAAGUGGGAGGGAAAAAACUCUUCUGAAAAGCCGAAGCUGAUUCCCAAAGAGAGAGGACUUCUCGAUUGCGGCAGUCAUGGCCCCCAAUAAAGACGCCUCUGGCUGCCUUGGCUCACCCCCAGGCUUGAUCUGCUUGCCGCCCAUCUCUGAGGACCUCCAGCUGGUGUGGACCCAGGCAGCCCAGACCAGUGACCUGGAUGGCAACCAGCACCUGCUGCAAACCUUCAGCUACUUCCCAUAUCCCAGCCUUUCUGACCUGGCUCUGCUCUGCUUGCGUCACGGCCUGCACAUGGAGAAGGUUAAGGCUUGGUUCAUGGCACAGCGGCUGCGCUGUGGCAUCAGCUGGAGCGCCGAGGAGAUCGAAGAGACUCGUGCUCGUCUCAUCUACCACCAGGACCAGCUUCACUUCAGUUGCCUGCUUACUGGGAAUGAGAGUGACUCCUGGCACCAGACUUGUAAAAGCCCAUCGUACCACCAGCUGGCUCCCCACUCUCUGCACUACUCCAGUAAAUAUCCAGAGAACCAGCAAUCUUCUGUAACUUCCUUAAAUCAUUGUAACGCAGCUCAAGGAGCAAGGGAACUUGGGAGGAUUGCUCAGGACAUUUGGAAAUUGAAGGAAAAUGCCUCAUCCCACCAUAAGAAACCUCAGGAAAAUUGUGAACCUUCAGGGAUCAUUGUGAAUUUUCAGAAUACCAAAGACACUCUUUCUGGUGCUUAUCCACCCAUCACAACUACCAGCCGGGACCAGAAUUCCCAUACUAUGGCAUGGAGCCUCCCCGCAGCGUCCCGACCGCAAGUUGAGUCCAUCACGCCUGCAGUUAAUGGUGGGCCUCACCCAAUGAUUCUUCCGCUGGGUUCUUCCAUUAAAGUUGCCCCCUCCUCCUCUAAAGUGGCAGCCGGCAUUGCUAACUCAAGCAACCGACAGAACCAUCAGUACUCUGUUGGUGACCAGCAUGCUUCAGCUUCUCUGCCAGAUGUUUUACGGAAACCUAGGCGGAAGACAAAAGAACAGCUGGAUGUAUUAAAGUCCUUCUUCCUCCAUCAGCAGUGGGCCAGGAGAGAGGAUUAUCAUCAGCUGGAGAAGAUAACUGGGCUACCACGAGCAGAAAUCAUCCAGUGGUUUGGAGACACGCGUUACGCCCUGAAACAUGGCCAGCUGAAAUGGUUUCGGGACAAUGCGGGGCAGAGUCCAGAGCCUGCUUCCUCAGGGCCUCCUCAUCAGCUGUGUACAAACCAUCCAGAUACGAGCCCGCUGGAACACUAUUGGGCCACGCACGUGCAGUUGCAGGAGAACGACUUGCCAGUGCUCUGCCACAAAUCAGGAAUGGGAGCGGAGCAAGUGCUGAAGUGGUUUCACUCACAUUUGCCAGCCCCCUGCGAGGUAGAAGUGUGUUUGGGAGAUGAGGAUGAAGUAGAUGAGGAGGUGGCUGCAGCAAUGAUAAAGGUGGAAGAUGAAGACUAUUAUGAAGAAGAUGAGGAUGUUGAAGAUGAGGAUGAGGAUGAGGAAGACUGGACUGCUUAGAGCUUUAGUGUGGAUGCUGGCGACUUUGGACUUCUCCAGUGAGCAUGUGGAAGGAUCAAUGAGAAAUAGUAAAUCUUGUGAGCAAGGUUUCCACUCCAACAAUUUCCUGCUGUUAGCAGUGCCCCCACACCCUUUAUGUUCUAGAAUCUUGUUUUUUUUUUCCAUUGAGCCUCUGAAUUUAAAUGCAAAAAUUGUUCUAUUUUCAUUCAGUGCUUAUCAAGUCGGAAUCAAGGUGGUAUUAGAAAUGGGGCUUCCAACCCUUUAGACGUGAGUGGCCAUAAUACUGAAUUACCCUUCAGUAAUCUGCUGGGUUUCAAAUAAUUUCUUUGAUAAAACUUUCAUCAGUUAAUUGCAUUUCUUGAUUUCAUAUUCGUUUCCUCUAGAAUCAUAUUGCAUUUUUCUUUCUCAUUAAUUAUAAAUUUGUGGUUUAGACCACUGUCACUUAAACCCUAGAGCCCAGCACUGCCCAACUAUAAAUUUGUAUUUCUUCUCAUUAUAAUGAGGCUUGGAAUGCAAACAUCCUUACUCUUGGAUGCACCUGUCUUGAUUCUGUUUGUUCCAAUUCAUUUAUUUAUUUUUAUUCUUCCUUCUAGAUUUGAAGUCGGAUCAUUCAUUACAAGAGUUGCCAAGAUUUGGCCCUUUCCAGGCAACCCCUCUUUCAAAUUCCAUGAAAGUCAUACAUAAUAUUUGACUAGUCUAAGUUCAUACAACAACUAUAUUUUAUUCUCCUGAGUGAAGGAACAGUUUAAGCAAUUAUUUGCUUGUCAAUGCUUGUGUUUUGUUUAAUAAGCCAGUUCUUUGACAUCAAAGAAGUAUAGAAGACAGACUAAGGCUUUUUCCUGUUUUCAUGCCUUCCAGAUAUGUUGGGACUUAAAAUGUCAGUUGCUAGACUGGUACUUAAGAUGGUGAUUGUAGAUGUUUAUUCAAAUUAAUAUUUUGUCACUUAUCUUCCAUUUUCAUUCUCUGUUUCGUUUUUUAAAAAAUCAUUUUUGGUACAUCUUCCUUAUCAUGUGACUUUCACAUCAUUUUUCUUGGUUGUUCUGCUAUCUUUUCCUUGUUCCAUUAGUGCCUUGAUUCACCAGCUUUCCCUGCCAUCCAGUUUCUUCCUUUCAGGUCAUAUAUCUGUUCUGUACUAGUUGGUUGAUGUAGUGGACUGAAUGCCAUUUAGAGAUAAAGUAAGAUAAAAAGGGUGGGCUCUUGCGAAAGAAUUGCAAAUAUUGGAAAACACUGCUGAUUGCUUGGUAUCUUCAUUUCAUUUGUCAAACUGUCAUUAUCCCGAGAUUGAGGGGAAGAUAAACCCAUACGUUCUGAAAAUAGCUUUUGAUACUAAUUUGAAAGUGAUGAAGGUAAAGAUGAAUUUGGAGGUUUGUGAAAGUAUGAAGAGGUAGAAGACUAGACAGAGGGAGAUUAAUCAUCUGUAUUUUAAAAAUUCUAUUUAUUAAAUCUCAUUUUCAAUUUUUUAAAUAGACUCUCUACAAAAAUAGCAUCUGCCUCUCCAGGCAGGAGAAUCUAAAAGUACUGAAAUAAGCUAAUCAACCUUAGAUAAAGAGAAGGUGGUGUGUGGACUGUACUGCACUUAGUGGAAAGUUCAAAGACUUGUCCAAAAUGGAGCUAAGUGGAACAAUCUGAUUUGUGGAUUGAUUACUCAAUAAAUGGCCAUGAAUUAAUAGAUAAUUAUGUUCAGUAAAUUAUAUCUGUCUUUUUCCUCUUUCUAAGAAUAGCCUUUUUUAAGGUUUACCUGUUAUGUUUCAGUCUGGGAAGCAAACUUGGUUGCAAAUAAAAUAAUCUUAUAUUAUGUGCAACCUGGAUCAAAUUGUUUGAAUAUUUCAUCUUGGAGUUACACAAUGCAUUUUAGCUCAGAAAACAUAAAACGUAAUGUAUGUUCUUCUUAGCAAAUAAACCUAGUCACAAAGUAAGAUUGGAACUAGGACCCACAGGUUACUUAAUGUGUUAUAACUGAAAGUUAAAACACUGUGUAUCAAUAAUGCUACAGCCAAGUUCACUAGCUACAGUUUUAACCAUUUUCCUCAAACAAAGACUUUAGAGGGAUUUUAAAAUAAUGUCACAUAUACUAAAUACCAUAAACAUAUUUUGUGUUGUAUAAUUAAGAAUUUUAUUUAUAUAUUUAUUUAUUUACUAUGGUUUGUAUAACAGUCAGCUUCAAACAACUCUGAGUGGCUUACCUCAAGUAACAAAAAAACAUUAAAAUAGAAUCUUAAUAAUCAAAACAAUGUCCCCUAAUGGCACCACUCAGUUACUAAUGGAUU